Molecule: messenger RNA, 615 nt
Organism: Acanthosepion pharaonis
Lineage: Eukaryota; Metazoa; Mollusca; Cephalopoda; Sepiida; Sepiidae
Source: the annotation of a GenBank genome assembly
AUGGCUCUCCACCUCCCUCUAUCCCUUGCAGCUCUCAACAAGUUCCUUCUUUCUGCCAAGUUGACCGAAUCUGAUUCUCUUUCUCUCUCUCUCUCUCUCUCUCUCUCUCUCUCCCCACUUCUAUCUCCCCCUCCUUCUUUCUUAUUUCUUUCAUCUAUCUAUCUAUCUAUCUAUCUAUCUAUCUAUCUAUCUAUCUAUCUAUCUCCCAUUUUCAUUAUCACCUUUUCUCUCUCUCUCGCUCUCUUUAUAUAUAUAUAUAUAUAUAUAUAUAUAUAUAUAUAUAUAUAUAUAUAUCCCAUUCUUUUCAUUAUCUAUCUAUCUAUCUAUCUAUCUCCCAUUUUCAUUAUCACCUUUUUUUCUCUCUCGCUCUCUUUAUAUAUAUAUAUAUAUAUAUAUAUAUAUAUAUAUAUAUAUAUAUAUAUAUAUAUAUAUAUAUACCCCAUUCUUUUUCAUUAUCUAUCUAUCUAUCUAUCUAAUUAUUUUCUUUAUCUAUCUAUCUAUCUAUCUAUCUAUCUAUCUAUCUAUCUAUCUAUCUAUUUUCUUUUCUCUAUCUAUCUAUCUAUCUAUCUAUCUAUCUAUCUAUCUAUCUAUCUAUUUAUUUAUUUAUUUAUUUAG